Enterobius vermicularis (human pinworm) is the source of this 561-nucleotide messenger RNA. NCBI's taxonomy places the organism in Eukaryota, Metazoa, Nematoda, Chromadorea, Rhabditida, Oxyuridae. The record is from the annotation of a GenBank genome assembly.
AUGCGUAAGCCUAAGCCUAAGCCUAAGACUACACUUAAGGCUAAGCGUAAGGUUAAGCCUAAGCCUAAGCCUAGGCGUAAGACUAAGCGUAAGCCUAAGACUAAGCCUAGGCCUAAGCCUAAGCCUAAGCCUAGGCGUAAGACUAAGCCCAAGCCUAAGACUAAGCUGAAGCCUAAGCGUAGGGUUAAGCUUAAUCCUAAGCGUAAGCCUAAGCUAAGGCGUAAGACUAAGCCUAAGCCUCAGCGUAAGCCUAGGCUUAAGCCUAAGCCUAAGAGUAAGCCUCAGCCUAAGCCUAAGCCUAGGCUUAACCCUAAGAAUACGCCUAAGCCUAGGCUUAACAAUAAGAAUAAGGUUAACUCUAACCCGAAGCUUAAACCUGAGUCUAAGCCUAAGCCUAAGCCUAAGGAUAAGACUAGACUUAAGCCUAAGCCUAAGCCUAAGCCUAAUCCUAUGCCUAAGAUUAUGCCUGAGCCUCAGCCUAGGCUUAAGCCUAAGAGUAAGCCUAAGCCUAACCCUAGGCUUAAGCCUAAGCCUAACCCUAACAGUAAACCUAGACUUUAG